This is a messenger RNA of Schistocerca nitens (vagrant locust), 2653 nucleotides long. RefSeq names its product endoribonuclease LACTB2. The coding region runs from base 68 to 931 and encodes 287 amino acids. The record is from RefSeq and is a predicted model, not a curated record. Gene Ontology annotation, molecular function: RNA endonuclease activity; single-stranded RNA binding. Gene Ontology annotation, cellular component: mitochondrial matrix. The transcript has 6 exons. Lineage: Eukaryota; Metazoa; Arthropoda; Insecta; Orthoptera; Acrididae.
GCAUUCGACAAAUGCGCAACGCUGUUGUUAUCAUGCGGUUAAAGGUCUAUUAUUACAGUUCUCGACGAUGGCUACUGCAAUUCCGAAAAUAUCGCGACUGUCAUCAAGAAUUCUUCGAAUACUAGGAUGUAACCCCGGACCUAUGACACUGCAAGGGACAAAUACGUAUUUAAUCGGAACCGGCAAAAGGCGCAUUUUGUUAGACACUGGAGAUCCUAAUAUUCCAGAGUAUAUUGAAAAUUUGAAGUCAGUAUUAAACGAUGAGAAUGCACAUCUUGAACACAUUAUAAUUACACAUUGGCAUCAUGACCACAUUGGUGGAGUUGGUGAUGUAAUUAAGAAUGUUAAAACUGACUGUAGAAUUUGGAAGCACAAAAGGUUGGAUGAACCUGAUGACGCAUUGCCUAAUGACAUACCAAUAAAUUUCCUUAAAAAUGGAGAUGAGAUAUCAACUGAAGGUGCUACACUAAGGAUUAUGCACACUCCAGGCCAUACUACAGAUCAUAUUACAUUGGUACUGAAAGAAGAAAAUGCAUUAUUCAGUGGAGACUGUAUUCUGGGCGAAGGGACAGCAGUAUUCGAAGAUUUGCAUGAUUACAUGGCUUCCCUUCAUUUGAUACUAAAAGAGAAGCCCAGUCUGAUCUAUCCUGGACAUGGGCCAGUAGUGGAUGAUCCUCUCACAAAAAUUGAAUUCUACAUAAAUCACAGAACUAAGAGAGAAAAUGAGAUUCUGGAAGUCAUGAGGAAUAAUACCACAAAAAAGUUCAGUGAAAUGGAUUUGGUAAAAAUUAUAUAUGUGGACACACCUGAACAUCUGUAUCCUGCAGCAGCUAUAAAUGUUGGUCACCACCUUCAGAAGUUGUUAAAAGAAGGGAAAGUUACAAAACAUGAAUCACUGUGGCAAUCUGCUGAAGUGAAAUCAUGCCUGUAAUUGCAAUGCUGGAAUUUUGCUUUCAGUACAAUAAUGGAAUAAUAAACAGAAAUGAGGGAAGAAAACUGCUGUUAACUUGUAAUGCUGAUACACACACACACUGUUUUGUGUGUGUGUGCGUGCAUGUGUGUACAGAACCAGUUUGGAAGUCAUUUCGAAACAGUGUCUUAAGAUAUGGGAUGAAGUAACUAACUAACAUUUCUAUGAGCAGCUAUUUUAAAAUUAAAAGCAAGAAUAUUGAAAUUACAAGUAUUUAGACAGAGUGCUACAGAUUUCAGUUAAAUCCUGUAGUGAUGUAUGUUUAAAAUAUUCCCAGCUACAGACUGGAAUAAGCAGAAUGUUCUAGAAAUAAGUUAAUAUUUAGCUUAUCGGUGACAAAAUGGCACAGUUAACUAGACACAUGCAUGUAAUAAUGGACAUUAACAUACUGUAGCUAUUUGAUUCUCUGAAUACGGUGGAGGAUAUGUUGUGGUGCUAAUACACAGUAUUUAAUGGCGGCAUGUGUGACAGAUGUCUUUGGCAAAAAUUCACAUGCUUGAUAGAAGCCAUUGUAUGAUUAAGAACAUUGUUAGUCUGAAUUCAGAUGAAUUACCGUACUGUACCAUACAUGAAAUUACAAAUUUUGAGAUGGCAGAUAUUAUUUUGAUGCAUAAUUUGUGGAAUUUAUUUUUUAAUGGACAAUUUUGUUAUUGCAAUAAAGCAGUUUGUGAGAUUGUAUAAAUGCUUUGCAACAAUAAUUCUUUCUUAUGCUUUUAUUGCUCAUACUAUAAAUGGAUGCUUUAUAGUGCAAUAAAUACUAUUACAUGUUCUUAUUUGUAACUGAUCCAAAGUGGAGUAAAAUUUAAAUUCAUAAAUAACAUGAUGUAUUAAUGAAAUCAAUAAAGCCAAAAUAAGCUUAUAUACUAAAAUAGAGUAUCAAACAGCAUACUGUCUUCCAAUUCUCUGCACAAAUCUUAAAUGAUUAUUUCCCAUUUAUGCUGUAACAAUUGAGCAUAACAUGCAACCCUGUGAAGUUAAUGAAUAACUGACUCUUAAAUUUUUUAUUUUUCUUACGUCUGCAACUGAACCCAAGUCAUGUGGAUUAAGAUGUUCCAUGGUUUUUCAAUUCACUUAAGGUGUCUGCUUGUAUGAUUCAGCUAAAAAGGUCAGCACUGAAAACUGUUCUUGUCUUACUAAAAUUUCUUGUACCAUUAAUUUUACAUAUGCAUUCCAAGAACCAUUGUACAGUGCAUGGCAGUGGUUAUUUUGUACCAACAAUAGCAGUUUUUUGUGUUCUAUCUAAAGAUGAUGCAAGUAAAAAAUGACCAACUAUAUGCCUUGGUUCAUAUCCUGGUUUAUCCUGCUCUCAUAAUUCUUAUGCAACAUAUGAUAGAGGCAGCAAAGCUCUUGCAAAGACUUUCUUGAAUAUUGGUUCCCUAAACCAACCCAACAGGAUUACAUGAGAACAUAGUUGUCUUUCAUCCAAAGAUGGGUCAUUAAUGUUGAAACAGUGUCAUUCUGAAUGCAGUUUAGAUUUGUGAUCAUAUAAAAACCGCUAUUAUGAAAAAUAAAAUUGCAAGUGACAAAUUGUAUAAAAAUACUGCCACUCUGCAAUAAGAAUGGCCAAAUGUGCUGUUAACAUGUUGAUUACCAUGAGACUGCUGGCAGACAACAGUGGAGCCUUACGCCUGAUACUGUGGCCUGGCCAGGCAGUGAAACAUCUAUCACUGUGUGAGUGUGGGG